GCUAAACCAGUGCGCUCCUCUGCUACCGACUAAACACCAUUAAUCAUCUCUCUCUAUCUGCUUUUCAGUGUUCUACUUCCAUCAUCAUCAUCUUCAUCUCUCCAACUGGAAAUUAUGACCGUUUGAUUCUCCCCUGCAAAUAAUAGUAACUAGUAAGUUGUAACCCAUGGAUUGUGAUAGUGGAAGAACAGAAUUCGACCGUUCCAACAUGACCGUUUUGCUCCAAAACAACGAUCCAAGACUUCCUUGUUCCCCUGAAGUUCUCGACUCACUCUGGAUUUCCAAUUCUCCCCAUCAUCCUUCUUUCCAUGGGGACUCUGGCUCCUGUUCCAAUUCCAUGGUUAAUUUCGCCGACAACAACGGGCAAUUCUUGGUGACAGAUCAGAAGAUGGAAGAGAACGAUAUUAUUGAUAACAACGAGGAAGUUCAUCAUGAUGUUUACUUUCACAAGCCAGAAAAGAAAAGGAGGCUUAAGAGUGAGCAAGUUCAGUCUCUUGAGAAGAUAUUCGAAGUGGAUAAUAAGCUUGAACCUGAUAGGAAAGUUGAACUAGCUAAUGAACUGGGUCUUCAGCCAAGGCAAGUCUCUAUCUGGUUCCAGAAUCGACGAGCCCGGUUCAAGAAUAAGCAGCUUGAGAAAGAUUAUGCUUCUUUAAAAGCUAGUUUUGAUAAUCUCCAAUCUGACCAUGACCGUCUUCUCCAAGAGAGGGAAAGAUUGAGAAAUCAGGUUCUGCAACUCAAAGAGAAGCUUAAACAGAGAUCGAUUUCAUACCCAGAUCAUGUAAUGGGAUCAAAUUCGCAGAAACCUGAAAGUAAGGAGAAGUCGGCGGCGGCGGCGGCGCCGCCUGUUAAGAUGGAAGAUGUAAGCUCGACGAAAAGUGACGUUGUUGAUUCAGAAAGCCCGCAUUGCGUUGAAGGGAGGAACCGUUGGUCUUCAAGUUCGUCGCAGAUGGAGGUUGCAGAAUCAUACCAAGUCCCCCGCCCAGGUGAAGAAGAAGAAGAAGAAGACGACAAUAAUAAGAAGAAGAGUCUUUAUGAGGCGCCAUGUUUUCCCAAGGUUGAAGAAGAUGGUGAUUAUUACAGUGACCCGUCUGCAAAUUGUUGCAAUUGGGAGUUCCAAGUUGUUGAAGAACAGCCGUCGUCUUGGUUUUGGCCUUAUUGAAGAAGAAGAAGAAUGUUGAAAAAAGAAUGGUGCUUUUUAUGGCUUAGUUGUAAUUAAAUGCAAUUAAUGAAUAUGCUUAUUAUUACCUGCCCCCUUUGAUUUAAA
This is a messenger RNA of Impatiens glandulifera, 1264 nucleotides long. Its product is annotated as homeobox-leucine zipper protein HAT5-like. Gene Ontology annotation, biological process: positive regulation of DNA-templated transcription. The transcript has 3 exons. Bases 167 to 1159 code for a protein of 330 amino acids. Lineage: Eukaryota; Viridiplantae; Streptophyta; Magnoliopsida; Ericales; Balsaminaceae. The record is from RefSeq and is a predicted model, not a curated record. Gene Ontology annotation, cellular component: nucleus. Gene Ontology annotation, molecular function: DNA-binding transcription factor activity, RNA polymerase II-specific; sequence-specific DNA binding.